UCCAAAGAGAAUAUCCUUUUUUUAUGAGCAGGCCAGCAGGAAAGCAGCAACAAAGAGCAAGGCAGCAGCCAAGCGCACACAGCGCGGUUCCUCCAAUGUCUUCUCCAUGUUCGAGCAGUCUCAGAUCCAAGAGUUCAAGGAGGCCUUCAGCUGCAUCGAUCAGGAUCGAGAUGGAAUCAUUAAAAAAUCUGACUUGAAAGAGACAUACGCACAGCUAGGGAAACUCAACGUGAAUGAUGAUGAACUAGAGGAGAUGCUGAAGGAGGGGAAAGGUCCCAUCAACUUCACUGUCUUUCUAACGCUCUUUGGGGAAAAGCUCAACGGUACUGAUCCGGAAGACAUUAUCCUGAAUGCAUUCAAACUCUUUGACCCCAACGGCACUGGAGCAGUAAACAAGGACGAGUUCAAGAGGUUGCUGAUGACCCAGGCUGACAAAUUCACUGCAGAGGAGGUGGAGCAGGCAUUUUCGGUCACACCCAUUGACGUGGCAGGAAACAUUGAUUACAAAUCCCUUUGUUACAUCAUCACUCACGGGGAUGAGAAGGAGGAGUCUUGAAGGGACACUCCCCAAAACAGACCACACCUGGAAGGUGGGAGGCCAAGGAACCCGAACUGUGCUGGAGGGUUCAACCCUGCUGCCUUGUGAACUGUCACCACUGACGCCUCAGAAUGGUCAUAGCUAACAAACUAAUUCAUAAACAGUAUUUGUUGUGCACUUCAUACUUCACUCUAAACAUCUGAAAUGUGCAGUACUGAAAGAAACACAUGUUAUUGCAAACAUGCAUUUUCAUUUUAAAACACAUUAUCUGGUGCUGCACUUAAUUUCUCAGUUUUUUUACCUUAUUUGCAGGAAGUCUGCUUAAUGCAUUUCCUAGGACCUAGGCAAUUUCAGCAGUCUUCAAAGCAUGUUGCUGCACAGCAAGACAGUUAUAAAGCAGCAAGUUGGUUAAUGACGUGAAGCAAAGUGUUUAAAGGUUGAGGUCUCUCUCUCUCUCAUUGCCCUUCCAUGUUAAUAUUUUCUGUUAAAAUGCUGUCACAUUUCUCACAAAAUAAAGGAGUGUAUUCUGA
Messenger RNA from Polyodon spathula (Mississippi paddlefish), 1068 nucleotides. RefSeq names its product myosin regulatory light chain 2, atrial isoform-like. Lineage: Eukaryota; Metazoa; Chordata; Actinopteri; Acipenseriformes; Polyodontidae. The record is from RefSeq and is a predicted model, not a curated record. The transcript is spliced from 6 exons. Gene Ontology annotation, biological process: heart contraction; cardiac muscle tissue development. Bases 107 to 556 code for a protein of 149 amino acids. Gene Ontology annotation, cellular component: cytoplasm; myofibril. Gene Ontology annotation, molecular function: calcium ion binding.